AUAUCUGAGCUCCGGAUCCCAGGCUUUAGCCCUCGCCCUCGACAACUUUUGAUGACGUCAUUAAAAAUUUACGCAGGAAGUGCCAGCUUGCAAGUCUUAAUUUGUUGGCUUUUGUUGUAAAACGCUUUAUUUUCUAAAAAUGAGACGUUCGCAUAUGGCCCAGGAUAUGGGCUACCCACCACAACCACAGGGUUAUCAGCACUCUCAGGACAUGGUUGAACACGAAAAUGAUAGAGCAGAAAAUAUGUUAUCAACAAAAGUGCGGGCACUCAAAUCUUUAACAAUAGAUAUUGGAAAUGAAGUCAGGGACCAAAAUAAAAUGCUGAAAGGAAUGGAUGAUGAUUUUGACUCCUCAGGAGGUCUUCUACAAGCCAGUAUGAAUAGACUUAAAGCUAUUACACGUAUGGGUGGUUACAAACAAAUGUGGUACUUACUUCUCUUCUGCCUAUUUGUGUUCUUUGUAUGCUGGCUGAUAAUCCGAUCUAGAUGAUACUAAAUAUAGAAUACAUGUACACAGACAGUGCGAUGUUCAGCAUUUGGGAUUGCGCAAUACAUGGAAGCCGAUACGGUGAUACUUGAUUGGGAGCAGGGACUUAACAUAGCUUUACAAGAAAGUGUUUAAUGUCUUAUUCAACUGGCUUAAUUAUGUUGAAAUUAGAUGUUUAUCUGAACGCUAAUUUUUAUUUUACAGAAUUUACCAAGCUGUCUCUACUUAUUAUAUAAUGUUUAAUAUGGUGUGCAAUAUGUUUAAAAUGCAGACAACAGUAUGCAUCAAGAAAAUUUUAAGGAAGUUUUCGUAAUAUUUUUUGAUUUGGUUUAAUAGAUAGUUGUAUGAAUGCAUUCCAGGGAUUUUACAAACUGAAUAUAAUUAAUAAAGUGCUGAGCUUCUGUGUGCCAUUGUACACCUGUCAGUAGUCACAUGCCUGAAAUAAAAACAUUGUAUUUUCAAUAAGAGUAUGAGUUUCAAAAUCAUAUUUUGGUUAAAAGGGGCAUUCCUCCAGAUUUACAGUUUAAUAUCCAAAUUUUCAAACUGAAUAUGAACAUGAUGAUUUAUAAUAAUCAUAUGAGCCGCACCAUGACAAAACCAACAUAGUGCGUUUGCAACUAGCAUGGAUCCAGACCUGUUCGCUUUCAAAGCCUGUUGCAAUUAGAGAAACUGUUAGCGAACAGCAUGGAUACUGAUCAGACUGCGCGGAUGCGCAGGCUGGUCUGGAUCCAUGCUGGUCGCAAAUGCACUGUGUUGGUUUUCUCAUGUUGCAGCUCAUAUAAGUUUUUUGCCUCAUGAAUAACAGUAGUUAGAGUUGCCCUUGUCCGACUUUCCGUUCAUGCAUCCAAAAUUUGUGCAUGCAGUGACAGUAAUAGGGGUACAGUGUUCUGUGGACACACUUCUAGUUUACAGCUUUUUGAUUAUUGAAUAAAUACUGAAACAUUCUUCAAUUUUAUUUAUAUUCACAGGAAAUUAUUUACUUGAAAAAAAAUCUGGAGGCAUGUCCCUUUACUGACCAGUCUUAAUUUAUUGUUGAUAUAUAUUUGGAGUUUAGUAAGAAUGUAUUGUAAUUUAUGUAUAUACAGUAGGUAAAUUACACGUAUCUUUGUUUACUUUGACAUUUUCUUGUAACAAGAAGUCCGAUGGGAUUUUAAAAACAAUGUUAAGUGUUAAACUUACUUUGAUUAACAAAGUUUCUUUUUUUCUGAUUUGUUAAAGUUUUUCUUUUGUUAUUAAAGUUAUUAAAAUACUGUUUCCAGGUUUAUUAUUGUAAAUUACAUUUUAAUGUAUUUAAUUUUGUUUCUAUAAUACUUAAAAUGGUGUAGGUUUUAUUAUUUGUAAAUAUCUUCUUUAAACAUUUAGAAAGUUUUUCUGCAUAUAGUUGAAAGUUUCUUUUAUAACUUCUGUCAGCAAUCAAAAUACCUAACUAAUAUUUUUGCCAAAAAGAGCAUGUUGUAAUUGUUUUUAUAAUAUAUUUACUAUAAUAAUUUAGCUCUCAGUUUAUUCUUAUUUGAAUCAGGAGGAUUCUUUUAUUUACAUUGAUCUACAGUUAACCGCUACCAUGCUGGACACGAUUGGUUCUGCCUUUGUGCCCAGUGUAGAUCAUCAUCAUGAUCUGCACUGUUCGCUAUUAAGUCGGUAUAUUUUUGGUAAGCAGUCCAGUGUUCCCACUGGCAUUUAAAGUUGGGGGUGAAAACUGAGUUUUUCUUGCACUUUUGCACCCCCUCACUUAGAGAUAUAUAACAGAUGUCUCCAAAACUGGGGGUGCAAAGUACCAUUCUGGGGGUGAAAACACCCCAUUUGGGAGUUUCUGGGAACACUGAGCACCCCUUUCAAUAGUUAAUGGUACUGUCCAAAAUGGAAGAUGGACAGGUACAUUAUAGAAGUUUAGCAGGGUAAUGGUUAAGAUAUCUGAAAAAAGGAUAUUUUUAUUGUAGCAAGUGACCAAAUUGUUUUUAGCUCACCUGUCACAAAGUGACAAGGUGAGCUUUUGUGAUCGUACGGUGUCCGUCGUCCGUCCGUGCGUCCGUCCGUAAACUUUUGCUUGUGACCACUCUAGAGGUCACAUUUUUCAUGGGAUCUUUAUGAAAGUUGGUCAGAAUGUUCAUCUUGAUGAUAUCUAGGUCAAGUUCGAAACUGGGUCACGUGCCAUCAAAAACCAGGUCAGUAGGUCUAAAAAUAGAAAAACCUUGUGACCUCUCUAGAGGCCAUAUAUUUCACAAGAUCUUCAUGAAAAUUGGUCAGAAUGUUUACCUUGAUGAUAUCUAGGUCAAGUUCGAAACUGGGUCAUGUGCCAUCAAAAACUAGGUCAGUAGGUCAAAUAAUAGAAAAACCUUGUGACCUCUCUAAAGGCCAUAUUUUUCAUGGGAUCUGUAUGAAAGUUGGUCUGAAUGUUCAUCUUGAUGAUAUCUAGGUCAAGUUCGAAACAGGGUCACGUGUGGUCAAAAACUAGGUCAGUAGGGCUAAAAAUAGAAAAACCUUGUGACCUCUCUAGAGGCCAUAUAUUUCACGAGAUCUUCAUGAAAAUUGGUCAGAAUGUUCAUCUUGAUGAUAUCUAGGUCAAGUUCGAAAGUGGGUCACGUGCCAUCAAAAACUAGGUCAGUAGGUCAAAUAAUAGAAAAACCUUGUGACCUCUCUAGAGGCCAUAUUUUUCAUGGGAUCUGUAUGAAAGUUGGUCAGAAUGUUCAUCUUGAUGAUAUCUAGGUCAAGUUCGAAAGUGGGUCACGUGCCAUCAAAAACUAGGUCAGUAGGUCAAAUAAUAGAAAAACCUUGUGACCUCUCUAAAGGCCAUAUUUUUCAUGGGAUCUGUAUGAAAAUUGGUCUGAAUGUUCAUCUUGAUGAUAUCUAGGUCAACUUCGAAACAGGGUCAUUUGCGGUCAAAAACUAGGUCAGUAGGUCUAAAAGUAGAGAAACCUUGUGACCUCUCUAGAAGCCAUACUUGUGAAUGGAUCUCCAUAAAAAUUGGUCAGAAUGUUCACCUUGAUGAUAUCUAGGUCAAGUUUGAAACUGGGUCAUGUGCCUUAAAAAACUAGGUCAGUAGGUCAAAUAAUAAAAAAACCUUGUGACCUCUCUAGAGGCCAUACUUUUCAUGGGAUCUGUAUGAAAGUUGGUCUGAAUGUUCAUCUUGAUGAUAUCUAGGUCAAGUUUGAAACUGGGUCAAUUGCUAUCAAAAACUAGGUCAGUAGGUCUAAAAUUAUUUAAAUCUUUUGACCUCUCUAGAGGCCAUAUUUUUCAAUGGAUCUUCAUGAAAAUUGAUCUGAAUAUUCACCUUGAUGAUAUCUAGGUCAGUUUCGAAACUGGGUCACGUGCGGUCAAAAACUAGGCCAGUAGGUAUAAAAAUAGAAAAACCUUGUGACCUCUCUAGAGGCCAUAUUUUUCAUGAGAUCUUCAUGAAAAUUAGUGAGAAUGUUCACCUUGAUGAUAUCUAUGUAAAGUUCAAAACAGGGUCACGUACCUUCGAAAACUAGGUCAAUAGGUCAAAUAAUAGAAAAACCUUGUGACCUCUCUAGAGACCAUAUUUUUCAAUGGAUCUUCAUGAAAAUUGGUCAGAAUUUUUAUCUUGAUAAUAUCUAGGUCAAGUUCAAAACUGGGUCACAUGAGCUCAAAAACUAGGUCACUAUGUCAAAUAAUAGAAAAAAAGAAGUCAUACUCAAAACUGGGUCAUGUGGGAAGAGGUGAGCGAUUCAGGACCAUCAUGGUCCUCUUGUUUGUUUUUGUUGGGUGUAACACCACCUCAGAUCCCACUCUGCACAGUAUUUCAUCACUGGCGGGCACUUUGGGUAGUACCACUAACCUUAACAUAAGCCCGGCUACAUGGCUUCCUCAAAUAAAAAAUACAAUGCCCCUCUCGAGGCUUUAACCAACAAUGUUGAGGGGCAGGUGAUUCAAAGUCAGUGGCCUUAACCACUCAGCCAUGGAGGCCUCUGCAACUGACUUAGGGUAAAGAUGUGAAGUAAAAGGUGUCGAGGCAGUAUUUGAGGAGGGGAUGGGGGCAAAGUUUGGCCCCAAAUUGCUGUACAUUUGUACAAUUCCAAUUUUAAUUAGUAUGUGUUUUCCCAAUUUCAAAACUAAAAUUCCCAAAGGUUUUGUUUUAUUUUGAUAUUUUUCAAGCCACAAAUGAAUCUGUGAAACAAACAUUUGAAGUAAAAAGCAGUAUUCUAAUUUAACAUGUCACUGAACAAUUUAUUCCAAAACAAAAUAUUAAUAAAAAAUAACUCUUUUUUGACAGUUCCCAAUUAGGGCGUUUUACGACACAUUUUUUAGCUCACCUGUCACAAAGUGACAAGGUGAGCUUUUGUGAUCGCGCAGCGUCCGUCGUCCGUCCGUCCGUCAGUCCGUAAACUUUUGCUUGUGACCACUCUAGAGGUCACAUUUUUCAUGGGAUCUUUAUGAAAAUUGGUCAGAAUGUUCACCUUGAUGAUAUCUAGGUCAAGUUCGAAUCUGGGUCACGUGCGGUCAAAAACUAGGUCAGUAGGUCUAAAAAUAGAAAAACCUUGUGACCUCUCUAGAGGCCAUAUAUUUCAUAAGAUCUUCAUGAAAAUUGGUCAGAAUGUUCACCUUGAUGAUAUCUAGGUCAAGUUCGAAACUGGGUCACGUGCGGUCAAAAACUAGGUCAGUAGGUCAAAUAAUAGAAAAACCUUGUGACCUCUCUAGAGGCCAUAUUUUUCAUGGGAUCUGUAUGAAAGUUGGUCUGAAUGUUCAUCUUGAUGAUAUCUAGGCCAAGUUCGAAACUGGGUCACAUGCGGUCAAAAACUAGGUCAGUAGGUCUAAAAAUAGAAAAACCUUGUGACCUCUCUAGAGGCCAUACUUAUGAAUGGAUCUUCAUAAAAGUUGGUCAGAAUGUUCAUCUUGAUGAUAUCUAGAUCAAGUUCGAAACUGGGUCACGUGCAGUCUAAAAGUAGGUCAGUAGGUCAAAUAAUGAAAAAACCUUGUGACCUCUCUAUAGGCCAUAUUUUUCAUUUGAUCUGUAUGAAAGUUGGUCUGAAUGUUUAUCUUGAUGAUAUAUAGGUCAAGUUUGAAACUGGGUCACGUGCGGUCAAAAACUAGGUCAGUAGGUCUAAAAAUAGAAAAACCUUGUGACCUCUCUAGAGGCCAUAUAUUUCACAAGAUGUUCAUGAAAAUUGGUCAGAAUGUUCACCUUGAUGAUAUCUAGGUCAAGUUUGAAACUGGGUCAUGUGCUUUCAAAAACUAGGUCAGUAGGUCAGAUAAUAGAAAAACCUUGUGACCUCUCUAAAGGCCAUAUUUUUCAUGGGAUCUGUAUGAAAGUUGGUCUGAAUGUUCAUCUUGAUUAUAUCUAGGGCAAGUUCGAAAGUGGGUCACAUGCGGUCAAAAACUAGGUCAGUAGGUCUAAAAAUAGAAAAACCUUGUGACCUCUAUAGAGGCCAUACUUAUGAAUGGAUCUUCAUAAAAGUUGGUCAGAAUGUUCAUCUUGAUGAUAUCUAGAUCAAGUUCGAAACUGGGUCACGUGCCAUCUAAAAGUAGGUCAGUAGGUCAAAUAAUGAAAAAACCUUGUGACCUCUCUAGAGGCCAUAUUUUUCAUUUGAUCUGUAUGAAAGUUGGUCUGAAUGUUUAUCUUGAUGAUAUAUAGGUCAAGUUUGAAACUGGGUCAACUGCGAUCAAAAACUAGGUCAGUAGGUCUUAAAAUAGAAAAACCUUGUGACCUCUCUAGAGGCCAUGCCCUUGAAUGGAUCUUCAUGAAAAUUGGUCAGAAUGUUCACCUUGAUGAUAUCUAGUUAAAUUUUGAAACUGGGUCACGUGCCAUCUAAAACUAGGUCAGUAGGUCAAAUAAUAAAAAAACCUUGUGACCUCUCUGGAGGCCAUACUUUUCAUGGGAUCUGUAUGAAAGUUUGUCUGAAUGUUCAUCUUGAUGAUUUCUAGGUCAGGUUCGAAACUGGGUCAACUGCGGUCAAAAGCUAGGUCAGUAGGUCUAAAAUUAGAAAAAUCUUUUGACCUCUCUAGAGGCCAUAUUUUUCAAUGGAUCUUCAUGAAAAUUGGUUUGAAUGUUCAUCUUGAUGAUAUCUAGGUCAGUUUCGAAACUGGGUCACGUGCGGUCAAAAACUAGGCCAGUAGGAAUAAAAACAGAAAAACCUUGUGACCUCUCUAGAGGCCAUAUUUUUCAUGAGAUCUUUAUGAAAAUUAGUGAGAAUGUUCACCUUGAUGAUAUCUAGGUCAAGUUCAAAACAGGGUCAUGUAUCUUCGAAAACUAGGUCAAUAGGUCAAAUAAUAGAAAAACUUUGUGACCUCUCUAGAGGUCAUAUUUUUCAAUGGAUCUUCAUGAAAAUUGGUCAGAAUUAUCUAGGUCAAGUUCAAAACUGGGUCACAUGAGCUCAAAAACUAGAUCAGUAUGUCAAAUAAUAGAAAAAACGACGUCAUACUCAAAACUGGGUCAUGUGGGAACAGGUGAGCGAUUCAGGACCAUCAUGGUCCUCUUGUAUUAUUAUGUGAACGCGUGGCGGGUGAGCAGGUGGGCGGCAGUCGGUGUCCAAAAGCAUUUCCGCUCUCUUAAGUCCAACAGUUUUUUUUCCGAUCUUCACCAAACUUGCUGACAAUGUUUGUGGGCGUUAUAUCUUGGCCAAGUUCGAUAACCAUCCAAAUCGCCCCAGGCACUCUUGGAUUAUGGCCCUUGAAUUACUCGAAAUCUGCGAAAUUAGCCUUGUCCAUUCAGUCUUGAUCCGAUUGUCAAUUUCAUCCCACAUGGAACCUCACAAAUACCUUGAUUCCUUCUUACUUUUUUGGGGGGUUAACUAGGUAUACAACAUCAACAUUAUUACCUUUAUGAAAUGUUACUGAAUAUUUAGACAGGCGUAUUUUGUGACAGUCUGGCACUCUUGUUCUCAAUUGUAAAGGCCCCAGCCACAUACCCAAAUCAGUGGAAAAAAAGCACUGCAAUAUUAGACAUGAAGCAAUUGAAAAAUAUCAGUCUUUAAACUUAUUUCAGUAGAUUCAUCUGUUAAAUCUAUAUCUGGAAAAAAAAUAGGAAAUUAUUGAAAAAUGUAAUAAAAUUGACAUCUGUUUGCCUAAAUUUACCUAUAUAACUUGUAUAAGUUUUUUUUUUUCAAAAUUAGCUGAAUUUGAAAGCUACUUAUAUACAUAGUUAAGGAAAUACUGUGUUUAAGUAGUGCCCCUGACUAUUACCGGUAUAUAAACAUUCUUUUCAACUUAUGUAAAAAAAAAAAAAAUUGUUCCUAUCAAAUUGUGUUGGUGCGCCGUAAAACCCAGAUAAAUAAAUAAAUAAAUUUAAUAAUACCUUCCAUGAAUAUUUGACAGUGUAUCAAGUGCUCAGAGAAUAUUCCUCUAAAUAAUCAGUCCUAGAAUUUUGGUUUGGAAUAAUUCCAUAACAUAACCUGAAUCAAAGUGACCACCUUUAAGUGACCAAGAAGUAUUAGGAUAUUCAGUGUAUUCAAGGUAGUACUUGGAUAUUACAUAAAUAUGUAUGCAUGCCAUUUUGUGUUACCACAUUUUUUUUAUGUAAUAUAUAAAAAGCAAUAUUUUGAAUCCUUAAAAACUAUAUACAUUUUGAAAGCACAUUUAUUACAUACUCAUUUUAAAACUCCGUUAAGUUUCAAUGGAACCUGAAACGUCAAUAUUUUUCCAUAUUGACGUUCAAAUUUCCUAUCUCGGGUGUGUGACGUCAUUUGUGAUGCCAGUUUCAUGUAUUGCGUCGUGUUUAAAAAUUCUUUAACGGCAAUAUUUUUAACUUCACUAAGGCUUAAUAACAAAUUUGAAUCAUUUAUAUGAUUUUAAGUGUAGAUGCCUAUGUAAUAAAAAAUUAUUAGAUUUGCAUCGAGAAAUAUGCACUUGUUCUUUCGCAGAAUAAUAUUGCUCUCCUAAAGUCACACAGUAUUUCCGCUGCAGAACUCAGGCAUAUUUCUUGGUACAGAUCUAAUAUUUUGGCCCCCCCCCCCCCCCAAAAAGGGAGGCAUAUUAGUUUCCAACUGUCCGUCCAUUCGUUCGUUAGUUAGUUAGUUAGUCACAAUAUUAACUUUUUGCAUGAAGGCACUUUACUCGCGAACCACUGCACCCAGGACCUUCAAACUUCACAAGCUGAUAGUACUUAUUGAGUAUACCACCCCUACUGACUGGGGUCACCAGGUCAAAGGUCAAGGUCACAGGGGCCAACGUUAACUUUUUGCAUGAAGGCACUUACUCGCGAACCAUUGCACCCAGGACCUUCAAACUUCACAUACUGAUAGUACUUAUUGAGUACACCACCCCUACUGACUUUGGGGUCACCAACUGAAAGGUCAAGGUCACAGGGGCCAACGUUAACUUUUUGCAUGAAGGCAAAUUAGUCGCGGACCACUGCACCCAGGACCUUCAGACUUCAUGUGGUGAUAGUACUUAUUGAGUACACCACCCCUACUGACUUUGGGGUCACCAGGUCAAAGGUCAAGGUCACAGGGGCCAACGUUAACUUUUUGCAUGAAGGCACUUUACUCGCGAACCACUGCACCCAGGACCUUCAAACUUCAUAUGCUGAUAGUACUUAUUGAGUACACCACUCCUACUGACUUUGGGGUCAAAGGUCAAGGUCACAGGGGCCAACAUUAACUUUUUGCAUGAAGGCACUUUACUCGUGAAUCACUUCACCUAGGACCUUCAAACUUUACAUGCUGAUAGUACUUUAUGAGUACACAAACCCUACUGACUUUGGGGUCACCAGGUCAAAGGUCAAGGUCACGGGGGCCAACGUUAACUUUUUGCAUGAAGGCACUUUACAUGCAAACCACUUCACCCAGGACCUUCAAACUUCACAUGCUGAUAGUACUAAUUGAGUACACCACCUACUGACUUUGGGGUCACCAGGUAAAAGGUCAAGGUGCUGCGGGGGCAUUUGUCACCAUUAGUGACAGCUCUUGUUUUUAUUACAUAAUUAUGCAUCUACAUGAUGGCGUGUGCAUCCGUCGGUCCGUCCAUCAUAAUUCGUGUCCGGAGCAUAGCUUUAAAUUCAUUUUAGUUAUUGACUUCAAAGAUAUAGGUAGAUGGGGAUGAGAUGAUGUACAGAGUGCUUAAAUCAAAGUCACCAAUUGAGCUAAAAGGUCAAAAUUGGCCAUCAUAUUUCUUGUCCGGGGCAUAUGUUGAUGUGUAGAGCUUUUGAACCAGCUCUUUAGGUCAAAGGUCAAGGUCACAAAUUGAGCUCAAAGGUCAAAUGUUUCUGUCAUAUUUAGUGUCCAGAGCAUAACUGGAUAACCAUUCAAGGUAUUAACUACAAAUUUUGGAUGUAGUUAGGUUGUGAUGAGACCAUGUGCAGAGUGCAUGAACCAGGGUCGUAGGUCAAAGGUCAAGUUAACACAGCAAGGUCAAAUCUGCCCAUCAUAUUUCUUGUCCAGAGCGCAACUUAAAAAGUCAUUAAACUUAUUGAUAGAAUUCAGAAAAAGGGCUUUAUUAUUGAACAAUCAGAUAAAAUUCAAUAAAAGAGAGAACUUGUUGGCUAUAGGGGAGGAGGCCGAAAAUUACGUUUACUUAGUAUAUAUCAGCGAAAAUCAGAAUUUAUCAGGAAUAGUCAGGGAAUUUUUUUUCCUCUUCUUGUCUAACCCUGAAAAAAAUAACAGGUAACACUGUUUUGUCAUGGAAAAUAAUGAAACCAUUUUCCAUUUGAUCUUUAUAAAAAAAAAUAUCAGUAUAUGUUUAUGUCUGAAAUAUGUGUCAAAUUAAAACUAAGUUAUCUGAGCUCUUUAAGUGGUAAAAAUGUUUCUCUUCAUAGUUCUUUUGUCGAAUGAAUUUUAAUACAGGAUAUUACACAAGUAUGACUUUCAUAUUGAAUUUAUUAAACAAGUUGAAUGAGGUAAUGAAAUUAGAGGCUCUGGCGAGUAUUUAUGUCUCCCAUCACACAGUGGUGUGGGAGACAUAUUGAUUUACUCCAGUCUGUCUGUGUGUCUGUUACAAAGAUUGUCCUCACUCAAGUCAAACAUUUCUCAUCCGAUUUUCACCAAACUUAAACUAAAUGUGUUUGACAAUGAGACCUCGGCCAAGUUCGACCCUUGAAUUACCGAAAAAUCAGCCUUUUUACUCUUGUCCGCUCUCUAAGUUGAACAUUUCUCAUCUGAUCUUCACCAAACUUGAACAAAAUGUGUUUGACCAUAAGACCUCCGCCAAGUUCGAUAACUAGCCAAAUCCGCCCAGGCACUUUUGAAUUAUGGUCCUUGAAUUACUGAUUGGAUCGACUCAUCCAGACCAUCUAAUUGGAUCCACUCGUCAAAACCAUCUAGAGAAACUAAACAUUUUUCAUAGGGGCAGUUGUGGGAGACAUGCGCUUUUCUCAAAAGCAUCUCUAGUUUAUCAAUAUUAUUCAACGAGUUUAAUAAAUUCAUUGUGGAAAGACACAAGUGUAAUAUUCUUUUUAUCACAAUGACAUGUAACUUUUCCUGCAUAAAGAUCAAAAUUCCUUCUUUCUUUACCUUUUAUAGACCAAGUUACAUUGACAGAAGUCUCCUAUACUUAAAACGGGGUCAACAUCAAAGCUUUAUUACACUAGUAUACUACCAAAUUUAUGAAAUGGCCUUAUAUCACUCCCGCAAAGUCAAACAUGUGAUAAAAAAUAUUAGAUCUAUUUUGUGCUUUUUGAAGAAUGAUGGUGCAUAUUAUUGUUUGAAAUGUAAAGAAUAAAUUCAUUAAGAUAAA
Mercenaria mercenaria is the source of this 11107-nucleotide messenger RNA. RefSeq names its product BET1 homolog. Gene Ontology annotation, cellular component: SNARE complex; Golgi trans cisterna. Gene Ontology annotation, biological process: vesicle fusion with Golgi apparatus; endoplasmic reticulum to Golgi vesicle-mediated transport. NCBI's taxonomy places the organism in Eukaryota, Metazoa, Mollusca, Bivalvia, Venerida, Veneridae. Gene Ontology annotation, molecular function: SNAP receptor activity. Bases 140 to 490 code for a protein of 116 amino acids. The record is from RefSeq and is a predicted model, not a curated record. The transcript is spliced from 4 exons.